Messenger RNA from Cladocopium goreaui, 1035 nucleotides. Lineage: Eukaryota; Dinophyceae; Suessiales; Symbiodiniaceae. The record is from the annotation of a GenBank genome assembly.
AUGUCGCAACCUUGCCGUGCUUGGCAAGCCGAUCCGCAUGUGCAUGUGACAGCAGACAAAAGAGCUGCUCGUCAGAAGCGCAUCGACGGACUGGCGGAACUUUCGGAUCAAGAGCGUUCGCACUAUUACUUUUUGUAUGCAGCAGCAGCUGACUGCGUGGAAUGCACAAAGUACUGGCUGCAAAAUGGAGCAGACACCACAAGAGGCACCAAACAUAUGAAGUACACAGCCAAGGAGUGGGCUGAGUGGAAAUCAGCAUCCCAUGUCUUGGACAUUCUACUGUCGUGGGAACAAGCAGGUACCGCAGAUAUUGACGAGGACAUGUCUCCUUCUUCAGAUACAUCUAAUGCUCUGUUCCAAGAUGCAGUCGAUUUUUCCUUCUGGAGGAAUGCGAUGGCAGGGGAUUGGAAGAUGACGAAAGAAUGGUGCGAUGUCAGAGCUAUAGUUCCAAUGGCGAUUGGGUUGGUCAACAGAACCGACAGUCCCGAGCAUAUGUUUCACUGGGGCGUGCGUCAAUACUUGCAGUUCGCGUUGCUUUGCAAUGAUUCUGCUAGAAAAAAACACGACCUGGAAAGGAUCAAGACCAUGGUGUGGCAAAGGGAGCAAGAGCAAGUGGGCAAGACGAUGCAGUUCGUCAAAGCAAUUCAUGACGAUGGUGAUCUUAAGUACACUUCAUUGAUCAACAUUCUGAACGGUGAUAUGCUUCAAACCGACUUGCGCAAUGCUGCGACAAAGAAGGUUUGGUCUACUAUACUCCGCAAUGAUGCGGUCGAUCCAAACGUCUUCAAUGACUUCAUUCGGCACGAGGAGUGGUGGACUUAUGAUUUGUUUGCUCCUGCUGCAGCGUUGCGUCUAGACGUGCCGGAUUUCUGUGCUCACUGGAUGUUACUGCACUUUGUACUGGCUCAGUCUUGUUGGAGAUCCCGCAACAGUGUCUUUGGCGAAGCGUCGGGCACAGCCACGCAACUUGAGUCUGCUGAAGAAUGGUUGAUUCGAAGUAGCUGCGGAACCUUUCCCCAGCAACUGCUGGUGUAG